AUGUAUGAACAUAUAUAUUUGUGUGUGAUGUUGACAUUCAAGAUGAAGUUUGAAGUGAAAGUGUUUGUGACUAUCUUCAUGACUGUUGUGAAGUCAUGCGAGGCUGGCAGAGUGCAGGCCGCUGUCAGUUUUCUAACAAAUGCCUCCUAUCAAGAAAUAGAACUGAAAUCCGAAUCCAGCCUGUCACUGCGGGACAUUUUACCGGAGAAAGCCAAGUUUUACGAUAAGAACCGAGCGCCCAAGCUGCAGGGACAGCCAACCAUAGUCUAUUUCCACGUCACUGUGCUGUCUCUGGAUUCUAUUAAUGAAGAGAGUAUGACUUACGUAGCCGACAUCUUCCUAGCCCAAUCCUGGAGAGACCCUCGUCUUCGACUGCCAGAGAAUAUGCACGAAGAGUACAGAAUCCUGGAUGUAGACUGGCUGAACAAGAUCUGGAGACCAGACUGCUUCUUCAAGAACGCUAAGAAAGUGACCUUCCAUGAAAUGAGCAUACCCAACCAUUAUUUAUGGUUGUACCAUGAUAAAACUCUGCUGUAUAUGUCCAAAUUGACCUUGGUCCUCUCCUGUGCCAUGAAGUUCGAGUCGUAUCCCCAUGACACACAGAGCUGUUCCAUGAUGAUUGAGAGCUUAUCUCACACCGUCCACGACCUUGUAUUCAUCUGGAACCUUACAGACCCGCUAGUUGUUAACCCGGACAUCGAAUUGCCUCAACUAGACAUCUCCAACAACUACACAUCUGAUUGCACUAUUGAAUACUCUACGGGCAACUUCACCUGUCUAGCAGUAGUGUUCAACCUCCGUCGUCGACUAGGCUACCAUCUGUUCCACACCUACAUCCCUUCAGCUCUCAUUGUCGUCAUGUCCUGGAUCUCAUUCUGGAUCAAACCUGAAGCCAUUCCUGCUAGAGUCACCUUGGGAGUCACUUCGUUACUUACUUUGGCUACUCAAAACACACAAUCUCAACAGAGUCUACCACCAGUGUCAUACGUAAAAGCUAUAGACGUGUGGAUGUCCUCCUGUUCAGUCUUCGUGUUCCUCUCACUCUUCGAAUUUGCCGUGGUGAAUAACUACAUGGGUCCUGUAGCUACGAAGGCUAUGAAGGGGUAUUCGGAUGAAGACUUGUCUAGAGAUCUGGAUGCUUUUAAGCAUAUAUUCCCAACCACAGUGGACCCUAGAGCCAGUACAUCAGCUUCCAUACCUCAGUACGAGACCUUCUGCAACGGGAGAGAGACAGCAGUAUACAUAGAUCGGUUCUCUCGCUUCUUCUUUCCUUUCUCUUUCUUCAUCCUUAAUGUGGUCUACUGGUCUACUUUCCUGUGA
Spodoptera littoralis (African cotton leafworm) is the source of this 1320-nucleotide messenger RNA. The record is from the annotation of a GenBank genome assembly. NCBI's taxonomy places the organism in Eukaryota, Metazoa, Arthropoda, Insecta, Lepidoptera, Noctuidae.